AUUCUUAUCGGAGCAGUUUUUCUCUAUUGCCUGGCGCUGGUCGGUUAUGGUGUCCCCACAGUGAUGAGAUGUACUCUAAUGCAAUGGUUCAAAGAAGUAGGAUUUUCAACAUUAUAUGGAGCGCUUUUACUCAAAACAUGGAGGAUAUCCGUUGUAUUCCGGGUUCGUUCGGCGGCGAGAGUCCGGAUAACCGAUAUGGACCUGAUAAAGCGGUUGGGUCUUAUCAUCGCAGUGUCACUCUUUUAUCUAAUAGUCAGAACUGUGGUGUCUGCCCCCACGGUAGAGAUUGGCGAAUCGUUACAUGGCCUAAAGGCAUACCAAUGCUCAUAUGAUUGGUGGGAUUAUGCAGCAAAUAUUGCCGAGCUAGUUUUACUACUUUGGGGUAUCAGGUUGUGUUACGUAGUAAGAAAAGCACCAUCAGAGUUCAACGAGAGUAGAUUCAUAAGUUGGGCGAUCUACAACGAAACACUUCUUUCUCUUUUCCUAUGUGUUGCAACAUUCUUCCUACAAGAUUUGGCCAAUCCAGAUGUCUUAUAUCUUAUUUGGUUCUUCUAUAGUCAGCUUACAACUACUGUAGUCAUAGUUCUUCUUUUUGGUAGUAAGUGCUAUCUUGUAUUACACGGCAAAGGGGAUAAGACGGAUAGCCGUAUGAAAACUGGCACUACUGGUCUUAGACAGAGGACGUGGGAUGCAACUAACUCACUCUCGUCACAAGGCCUCAUGGUGAAGCAUGAAGAAAAACCGCUCAACCAAGUAGAUAUUCAAGAAGAACUCAAGAGACUAUAUACGCAGCUGGAACUCCUGAAAACAAGGAACAUGGUAGUUGGCAACCCUCACCUGACCCGCAAGCUCACCGCUAUGGCCGAAGCGGCCCGAGCCACAGAACAAAUGCUGAUAGACUCGAACGAGCACGAGCUCAGUUGUGCUUCCAACGGAGUGGCCGAGGUGACUUAUACAGUCAACAACGGCAGGACUAAUAGCGCUUCGACUAAAGGAGAUUGGAUUUGAAGACAAUUUGGUGAAAGAGAAAUGACUUUUACCUUCUCCUUUGUGGAAAAAUUCAAAACUCCCAAUUCCGUGUGUUUGUGACUGCGGUUAUGGACUAUGUACACUACAAUUAUGUGUUCCUAGAGGAAGUAUCGAGACAUUUUGAAAAUGAAUGAAAAGCAGAGUUUGGGGCAUCUUAAUUUGUAAGUAAAGAAAGAGUUAUGUCAUCAUUGAGAAAUCGUUAAGAGUCAACCGUUAAAUGGGUCUCAGCUCAGAACCACUAGUCCAGACGUUAAGUAAAAAACAACAUCGGGAUGUAAUGCGACAAGGGGAUAAGUACAUCUGCUGUAGCAAUCUCGUGGAACAUUGUAUCGCUGCGAUUGCAAUAUACUUCACAGUUCCGUUGUUGCAAGCUUUCCAAGACGGAUAAAACUCAACGGACCGACAUGACCGAGGGUCUGUGUUUGACGUCACAACUACACACAUUUGUAUCAUUCUCUGCAUGUGCUCAGCAUGUUGGUAGAGGUGAUCAUGGCAUUUGGAGCAGAAUUUGUGAUUGGCAGAGAAGAAUCAUAUCUGUAACUGGAAGUAUUUAAAACGAGUUACAUGGUAAAGAUCAUUCUGAUACGCGAGAUUACUUCUGUUGAUAUAACAGUCUCCGAUGCGAUGUGUGUUCGUAAUGUAAUAUCUGACAUUACUCUAGUUUACAAGCGAACUCGCUCUAUCGUGUCAGAGUGAGUUUCAUUAUGCAUCAUGAGCGAAAAGGAGACAAUGUUUUGUACUAACAUUUUAAUUUUUCAUAAAGAACAUCUAACAUUACAUAUUGCUGACCUCACAAAUAAAAGGGACCUGAAAUAGUGGGGUUGGCCUGAAGUUACAAGUUUCAAAAUCAUGGGGUGGUAAAGCUUAAUAGUCAGCCACCCAAUAACAUCCUGUGUCACCGCUAUGCAUCCCGUAUUUGCACAGAUUUAAAAACAUUCUCGUCACAUGACUGACUCAUAAAAAUUGAUUGCCCUCUUAGGAAAUGAUAUUGAUGAUAUAGGAAUGGAAAAUUUCUAGUAAUGAAAUAUUGUAUGCAGCUGUUGUUAAAG
Molecule: messenger RNA, 2078 nt
Organism: Lytechinus variegatus (green sea urchin)
Lineage: Eukaryota; Metazoa; Echinodermata; Echinoidea; Temnopleuroida; Toxopneustidae
Product: probable G-protein coupled receptor CG31760
Exons: 7
Coding region: 64-1008 (314 amino acids)
Biological process (GO): G protein-coupled receptor signaling pathway
Cellular component (GO): membrane
Molecular function (GO): G protein-coupled receptor activity
Source: RefSeq, a predicted model, not a curated record